This is a messenger RNA of Epithele typhae, 1068 nucleotides long. RefSeq lists its product as uncharacterized. Gene Ontology annotation, biological process: unsaturated fatty acid biosynthetic process. The transcript has 9 exons. Gene Ontology annotation, cellular component: endoplasmic reticulum membrane. The record is from RefSeq and is a predicted model, not a curated record. Gene Ontology annotation, molecular function: stearoyl-CoA 9-desaturase activity; iron ion binding. NCBI's taxonomy places the organism in Eukaryota, Fungi, Basidiomycota, Agaricomycetes, Polyporales, Epitheliaceae. Bases 1 to 1068 code for a protein of 355 amino acids.
AUGCGCACCCCGAAGGUGCUCAAGGAAGCGUGGGCGCUGCUGCGCCGCGUGCGCUGGUUCAACCUUGCGAUCCUCACCAUCACUCCCGCCUUGGGUGUGUACGGCGCCGCACACACGCCGCUGCGCGCCCCGACGCUGGUCUGGGCGGCCGCGUACUACGUGAUCUCCAUGCUCGGAAUCACUGCGGGCUACCACCGCCUGUGGUCACACCGCUCGUACACGGCUUGCGCCGUGCUCGAGUACGCGCUCGCGAUCAUGGGCGCGAGCGCCGUCCAAGGCUCUUGCCCCACGCGUGAAGCCGGGCCGGCCGACAUCGCCGACCUCAGGAAGAGCACGGUCGUGCAGUGGCAGCACCGCUGGUACUUCGCGCUCGUCGCCGUCGUGGGCUACGCGCUACCCGCGCUCGUCGCUGGCCUGGCCUGGCGCGACUGGCGCGGCGGGUGGGUGUAUGCGGGGCUUUGGAGGAUCACGUUCGUGCACCAUUCGACGUUCUGCAUCAACUCCAUCGCGCACUACUUCGGCGACAGCCCGUUCGACGACCGGAAGACGUCUCGCGACCACUUCCUCUCCGCGAUUCUCACCAUGGGCGAGGGCUACCACAACUUCCAUCACCAGUUCCCGAUGGACUACCGCAAUGCCGUGCGCUGGUACCAGUUCGACCCCACCAAGUGGUUUAUCGCCGCCUGCGCCGCGCUCGGGCUCGCCUCCAACCUCCGGGGCGCGCUCGCGAUGCAGCUCAAGCGCCUCAAGCGCCUCCAGGACGGCCUCGCGUGGCCCGGACAGGUCGACGACCUCCCCGUGCUCGGCUGGGAUGCCUUUCAACAGGAGGCAGAGAAGCGCGCGCUCGUUAUCGUGUCCGGCUUCAUUCAUGACGUCGAGCCGUUCCUGGACGAACAUCCGGAAGGCAAGGACGCAACGGCCGCGUUCUGCGGAGGAGUAUACGAGCAUGGAAAUGCGGCACAUAAUCUGCUCUCCAUGAUGCGAGUGGGGGCUCUCUUAGGAGGCGUCGAGCAUGUGAAGGCAGUAUCACCAGGAGAGAGGCUGAAGAUCAUAGAGCGCCUGAAUUAA